Messenger RNA from Lactuca saligna, 1683 nucleotides. The record is from the annotation of a GenBank genome assembly. NCBI's taxonomy places the organism in Eukaryota, Viridiplantae, Streptophyta, Magnoliopsida, Asterales, Asteraceae.
AUGAAAUCAUAUUCUAAGGUCACAGGAUGUAUGGCAAUGAUUGGUUUUGACAGAAAUGUUGCAACAAAUAAAAUCACUGUAUAUGCAUUUGAAGACGCACAUAACCAUCCACUUACUGAAUUUAAUGAAGAAAACAUCUGCUCUCCAAAUCAUCCUCUUAGUAUUUUUGAUCAAGAACUAAUUGUUAAAGCUUCAACUAUCAACAUUGGUGCCACAAAAGCACACAAGUUAAGAGCAUCAUUAAAGGGAGGAUAUGAUAAUUUUCCAGCAACAAAGAAUGAUUUCAAAAACUUUUGGAGAGAUUAUACAACUAUUGUUGGACCAAAUGAUGCUCAAUGUGUUGUAGACCAGUUGAUAAUUCGCAGAGAUAAUUAUCAAAAUUUCCAUUUUCAAUAUAAGUUGGAUGAUGAUGUGCUAAAUGCUAUGUUUUGGGUUGAUGAAACAGGAAGAGAAAACUACUCUAAGUUUUCUGAUGUUAUAUCAAUGGAUGCAACUUAUAGAACAAACAGGUACAAUAUGAUAUUUGUUCCUUUCACUGCAAUAAACAAUCAUGACAAGACAAUCAACGUUGGAGCAGGACUAAUAUCAGAUGAAACAAUUGAAUCAUACUCUUGGUUAUUAGAAGCUUUUUUGUCAUCACAUAAGAAGAAACCAACAAUGAUUCUGUCAGACAUGGAUGCAACAUUAUCUUGUUCAAUAGCAAAGGUGUUUCAAGGAUGUACUCACAGAUUAUGUAUGUGGCACAUAAUGUCAAAAAUGCCAUCAAAGGAAAAUAAAUGGUUGGACGAUAUGUUCAACAAGAGAGAUAAAUGGAUUCCAUCCUAUUUCAGAGAUAUACCAAUGUGUGGACUUAUGAAGACUACAUCUCGAUCUGAAAGUUCUAAUUCCUUUUUCAAUGUUUUCUCAAGUCCAACCAACUUACUUGUUAAUUUUAUGUUCAACUUUGACACUGCACUUUCAAAGCAGCGUCAUGAACAAAAAAGAUUAGACAUUGCAUCAAGAGAUACUUCUCCACAACUGCUAUUUCCAAAUGAAAAUUUGAAAAUAGAAAAGCAUGCAUCAUUGUUUUCUUUUGAUGCAAAAGAUGAAACAAUUGAAUGUGAAUGUUUGCAUUUCACAUUUUUUGGAAUCCUUUGUAGUCAUGCUUUGAGAAUUCUUAUAGAUUAUGAAAUUGCCAUGAUACCUGAAAAAUACAUUCUAGAUAGAUGGAGAAAGAACAUAGUGGAUAUUGGUUUUCAAAAGAUAAACCAAAAAUGGAGAGUGUGCAGUACAGAAAUUUCAAAUCUCUUGCAGGGUGCAACUUCUUUUUUUGAGAAAUGCGUUGAAUCGGUUAUUCAUGACAAAGAAAAACUACAAGAAUUGGUGAACUCUCUUCAACAAUUAAGUGAAACUUGUGGAAAGGAUGUUUCUACAAGAUCAAGUUCAAUUCCAAUAAAAGAUGUGAUUGAAAAUAUUAUCGGAGUUCCAAUUUCAAGUGAUGUGAAAAUCAAAGUACCAAGUGAGAUAAAAACAAAAGGAAGUGGAAAGAGGAGUCGAAUCAAAAGUGCUGCAGAAAAAGCAAUAGCAAAAUCACUUAAACCAAAACGCAAAUGCAAAGGAUGCAACCAAUUUGUCAACCAUGAUAUAAGAAAUUGCCCAAUAAAUCCUUCAAAUGUGCUUAGACCUUUCAAAAAACAUCAGUAA